Messenger RNA from Chanos chanos (milkfish), 2036 nucleotides. RefSeq names its product solute carrier family 22 member 4. Gene Ontology annotation, molecular function: transmembrane transporter activity. Gene Ontology annotation, biological process: transmembrane transport. Gene Ontology annotation, cellular component: membrane. Bases 85 to 1743 code for a protein of 552 amino acids. Lineage: Eukaryota; Metazoa; Chordata; Actinopteri; Gonorynchiformes; Chanidae. The record is from RefSeq and is a predicted model, not a curated record. The transcript is spliced from 10 exons.
CAUUAAUACACAGCAGCUGAGUCAAAACUAAGACAGAAAUAGGAAACCCACCUCACCAGUGAUCUUCAGAACUGCUCGACCCCCAUGACAACUGAAGACUAUGACCAAAUUACCUCGUUCCUGGGGGAAUGGGGCACUUUCCAGUGGACUGUGUUCCUACUGCUCAGCCUGAGUACUGUGCCCAAUGGCUAUGCGGGAAUGUCCAUGGUCUUCCUCUCAGAUACGCCGGCACAUCACUGCAAACUACCUCUCCUAAAUGGGAGCCUUGAAAACCUUACAUGGGCUAUACCUGAAAAAGAAAUCGAGGGAGUAACAAGGCCCAGCACGUGCUCUCGCUACAAAUGGAUUAAUAAUACUGGGGCCCAGCUCAGCAAUGUAACAGAGGGCUGUUUGGAUGGAUGGGAAUACAGCACUGACCAGUAUGACAACACCAUAGUAACAGAGUGGAACCUUGUGUGUGAGGAAUCCUGGAAGGUGCCAUUCAGUCUGUCCAUCUUUUUCAUGGGUGUGCUGACUGGUUCAUUCAUAUCUGGUCAGAUUUCAGACAGAUUUGGACGUAAGGUGACCCUGUUUGUGACAAUGGCAGUGCAGACUCUGUCCAGCCUUGUGCAAGUGGCAUCUUUCAGCUGGGAAAUGUUUUGCGUUUUCUUCUUCAUCACAGGCAUUGGACAGAUCUCUAACUAUGUGGCAGCCUACGUUUUAGGUUGCGAACUGCUAGGGAAAUCCUCACGAGUGACUUUCUCAACCCUGGGAGUCUGUGUCUUUUAUGGAAUAGGAUAUGCUCUCCUUCCACUCUUUGCCUACUUCAUUCGAAGCUGGAGAGUGUUGUUGGCCGCUCUCUCUUUACCAGGACUUCUCUACAUCCCCCUCUGGUGGUUCAUCCCUGAGUCUCCUCGUUGGUUACUGACGAAAGGUCGCGUUGAAGAAGCUGAGGCUAUACUUCGUGCUGCUGCAAAGAAAAAUGGCAUCACUCCACCUGCUGUUAUUUUCAAGCAAGCGAAACAUCUAGUACAUAAGGGAGAACUGAAAAAUGAGCCCACCUAUACAUAUUUGGACUUGGUCCGGACAAGAAAGAUGAGAAAUGUAACUGUGCUUAAUUGUGCCAUAUGGUUUAUCAUUACCAUUAGCUACUUUGGCCUAUCCCUAAAUACCCCAAACAUGCAUGGAGACCCUUACCUGAACUGCCUUCUGUUUGCUGUCAUGGAGAUCGCGGCUUCUGUUGGGGUGUGGCUGGUGCUCAAGGUGGUUCCUCGACGUAUCGUUAUUGCCACGACCUUAAUGACGGCGGGAACAGUACUGCUGUUCAUUCACCUUAUCUCAACGGAGUACAGUGUUCUUGGUGUGGUUCUGGCAAUGUCUGCUAAAUUUGGGAUCACUGCGGCCUUCUCAGUGCUCUACGUUUCAGCUGCAGAGCAGUUCCCUACUGUAGUGAGAGGAAUGGGGAUGGGUCUCUGCUCCAUGUCUUCCAAAAUUGGAAGCACAAUUUCACCAUUUUUCCCAUAUAUGGGUCAGUAUAACAAAGUCCUUCCCUACAUCUUAAUGGGGUUCCUGACGGUGUCAGCAGGAUUGCUAAGCGUACUGAUCCCAGAAACCAGUGGCAUUGAUCUCCCAGAGGAUCUCUCUCAAGUGCAAACACUGAACUGGUGCUGUUUGUGGUGUAAAAAGCAACCCAAAGCAAUCCAAACCUGCAAGACAUUCCAGAACACUAGUAGCAUGGAGAAUAGUCAAUUAUCAUGUGUCUGAUUCCAUGCAAAACAGAGGCUGUGUUUUGUUUUGCAACCUCAGGACUUUUACUGAAGUUUUUUUUUUUUUCCAAGAUUUCUUUUUCUAAAGGGCAGAAGUUUACAAAGCAAUAGCUAAUCUCAGUAACUCUACAAUCAAUUUUUCUAAAAAAAAAAAAAAAAUUAAAUGUAUCUACAUAAUUUAAUAUUUCAUAUGUUACAGUUUUCCCUAGAUGUAUGCACCCAGUGACUGAAUGUGCAGACCCAACAUUUUGAUAUAUCAGUUCUCUGCCAUAAACCAUAUAUGCAAAAGUA